Linum tenue is the source of this 8421-nucleotide messenger RNA. The record is from the annotation of a GenBank genome assembly. NCBI's taxonomy places the organism in Eukaryota, Viridiplantae, Streptophyta, Magnoliopsida, Malpighiales, Linaceae.
AGGUAGCUAGGUAGUUGAAUAGAUACACAAGGAUUAAAGAGAUGCAAUCUGAUCGGCCGUGGUAAAUAAACGCCGCCGACGUAACAGAGCGGUAGCCAGCCAACACGCAGAGGACAGAUUAAAAAGGUUUUCACCGGGAUUAAUCGAUGACGAAUCCGGAGGGGAGCCAUCCACACUUGGUCAGGCGGCCGUCGCGAAGCGCUGCCAUGACAACAUUCUCCACCGAGGUCUUCGACAACUCAGUCGUCCCUUCCUCCUUGGAGUCUAUCAAGCCGAUUCUUCGUGUAGCCAAUGAGAUCCAAAAUGAGCGUCCUCGUGUUGCCUAUCUCUGUCGGUUUUACGCAUUUGAGAAGGCUCAUCGGCUGGAUCCCAGCUCCAGUGGACGUGGUGUAAGGCAGUUCAAAACAGCCUUACUGCAAAGAGUCGAAAGGGAAAACGCAUCCAGUAUCGCCUCCCGGGUUAAAAAAACGGAUGCGCGGGAAAUCCAGAGCUUCUAUUACCAGUAUUAUAAACAAUAUGUUGAAGCACUUGAGCAGGGCGAGCAAGCAGACAGAGCUCAACUUGGCAAGGCCUAUCAGACAGCAGGAGUUCUUUUUGAAGUACUUUGCGCCGUUAAUAAGACUGAGAAGGUUGAAGAGGUUGCUCCUGAGAUUAUUGCGGCGGCUAGAGAUAUCCAAGAAAAGAAGGAAAUCUAUGCACCAUACAAUAUUCUUCCACUGGAUUCUGCCGGUGCUUCCCAGUCAAUUAUGCAACUCGAGGAGGUCAAGGCUGCAGUUGCAGCACUAUGGAAUACCCGAGGGUUGUCAUGGCCAUCAGCUUUUGAACAGCACAGGCAGAAAGCAGGGGAUCUGGACCUUCUUGAUUGGUUAAGGGCCAUGUUUGGCUUCCAGAGAGACAGUGUUCGGAACCAGAGGGAGCAUCUGAUAUUGCUACUUGCCAACAACCAUAUAAGGCUCCACCCCAAGCCUGAACCUCUUAAUAAGGCAUGUGCUGACAGUUGUUGUUUAGUUAUCAUCCUCUUCUUAUAUCUUGAUGAAAGAGCUGUAGAUGCAGUAAUGAAUAAGAUUUUUAAGAACUACAAAAAUUGGUGCAAAUUUUUAGGAAAAAAACACAGUUUACGACUUCCUCAAAGCCAGCCGGAGAUCCAGCAAAGAAAAAUACUUUACAUGGGUUUGUACCUUCUUAUCUGGGGUGAAGCAGCCAACGUCCGGUUCAUGCCAGAGUGUCUUUGCUACAUCUUUCACAAUAUGGCCUAUGAACUCCAUGGCUUAUUAGCUGGAAAUGUGAGCAUUGUAACUGGAGAAAAUAUCAAGCCUUCUUAUGGCGGAGAUGAUGAGGCAUUUCUUAGAAAAGUUAUAACACCAAUCUACCGAGUAAUAGCAAAGGAAGCAAGUAAGAGUCAAAAUGGUACAGCUUCUAGUACAGCAUGGUGCAACUAUGAUGAUCUUAAUGAAUAUUUCUGGUCAUCUGAUUGCUUCUCUCUUGGUUGGCCUAUGCGUGAUGAUGGUGCAUUCUUUAAAUCAACACGCGAUGAAGCUAAGGGAAAAAAGGCGCCUCCAGGAAACUCUGGAAGCACGGGAAAAUCAUAUUUUGUUGAAACUCGAACCUUUUGGCACAUAUUUCGAAGCUUUGACAGAUUGUGGACGUUUUAUGUGCUAGCCUUUCAGUUGAUGAUCAUCUAUGCCUGGAGUGGAGUAGCAAUACAAAAUAUACUCAGGAGGGAUGUUUUAUAUUACCUAUCGAGUAUUUUCAUCACAGCGGCCUUUCUUCGGUUCCUUCAGAGUAUUCUUGACAUUGUUCUCAACUUCCCUGGAUAUCAUAGAUGGAAAUUUACGGAUGUUCUGAGGAACAUUCUUAAGAUCAUUGUUAGUUUUGCAUGGGCUGUCAUUCUUCCACUCUGUUAUUCGGGAAACCUCAAGCAAGUGAGUGGUUUCACAAGGGGAAUGGAUUUCCUCCGCACAGUGAAGAGUAUUCCUCCGGUAUACUUGUUUGCCGUAGUUGUAUACAUGGUUCCAAAUAUCUUGGCGGCUUCUUUGUUCAUCUUCCCCAUGCUUAGAAGAUGGAUUGAGAACUCAGACUGGCUCAUUAUCAGAUUCCUGUUGUGGUGGUCACAGCCAAGGAUUUAUGUCGGAAGGGGAAUGCAUGAAAGUCAAUUUUCACUUAUAAAGUAUACUAUUUUUUGGCUGUUGCUUUUGGGUUCCAAGUUCACGUUCAGCUACUUUAUCCAGAUAAAGCCUCUAGUAAAACCAACAAAAGACAUCAUGAACAUUCGACAUGUAGAGUAUACUUGGCAUGAGAUUUUCCCUUAUGCUCGCCACAACUACGGCGCGGUUUUGUCACUCUGGGCACCAACAAUCUUGAUACGAACUCUGGGGAUGCUGAGGUCACGGUUUCAGUCAUUGCCAGGUGCAUUCAAUGCAUAUCUGGUGCCUUCGGACAAGGCACAGAAAAAAGGAUUUUCUCUGUCGAAGAGAUUUGCUGAGGUUUCAGCCAAUAGGAGAAGUGAAGCUGCCAAAUUCGCCCAGUUGUGGAAUGAAGUGAUAACCAGUUUCCGUGAAGAAGAUCUUAUCAGUGACAGGAAAGGCUGUACAAGCAAGAUAAAUAAUAUCCCUAUAGCUCUGAAUAUGGCAGCACACUUCCGAUCAAAGGAUGCUGACUUAUGGAAACGUAUAUGUGCAGACGAGUACAUGAAAUGUGCUGUUAUUGAGUGCUAUGAAUCCUUCAAACAAGUCCUCAAUAUUUUGGUCGUUGGGGAAAAUGAAAAGAGGAUAAUUGGCAUCAUCAUCAAAGAAAUAGAGAGUCAUGUUUCAAAGAGUACACUUCUUGCAAACUUCAGAAUGGCCUCGUUACCAGCUCUUUGUGAAAAAGUUGUAGUACUUGUGGGAAUCCUGAAAGAUGGUGAUCCUUCCAAGAGAGAUGAUGUGGUGCUGUUGCUUCAAGACAUGUUGGAAUUGGUCACCCGGGAUCUGAUGGUGAACGAGAAUCGUGAAUUAGUAGACCUCGGACAUAGUGGCAAGGAUUCGGGAAGGCAACUUUUUGCUGGUACAGAUCAGAGACCCGCUGUAGUGUUUCCUCCCCCAGCUUCUGCCCAGUGGGAUGAACAGAUAAGACGGUUGCAUCUUCUUUUGACGGUAAAAGAAUCUGCCAUGGAUGUACCAACUAAUCUUGAAGCACGCAGGAGGAUUGCAUUUUUCACGAACUCCUUGUUCAUGGAUAUGCCACGUGCUCCACGAGUUCGCAAAAUGCUUUCAUUUAGUGUUAUGACCCCAUACUAUAGUGAGGAAACUGUCUACUCUAAAUCUGACCUUGAAAUGGAAAAUGAAGAUGGUGUGUCCAUUAUAUACUAUUUGCAAAAAAUCUAUCCAGACGAAUGGACAAACUUCAUGGAGCGAAUUAAUUGUAAGAAAGAGAGUCAAGUUUGGGAAAAUGAAGAAAAUAUCUUGCAGAUCCGCCAUUGGGCCUCCUUAAGGGGCCAAACACUCUGUCGCACAGUCAGAGGAAUGAUGUAUUAUAGAAGAGCUCUGAAACUUCAGGCUUUCCUUGACAUGGCUAAUGAGAGUGAGAUAUUAGCUGGCUAUAAAGCUAUUACAAACCCAUCUGAGGAAGACAAGAAAAGUCAACGAUCUCUCUCUGCUCAGUUGGAGGCAGUAGCUGACAUGAAAUUCACAUAUGUGGCCACUUGCCAGAUUUAUGGAAAUCAGAAGCGAAAAGGAGAUCGCCAUGCAACAAACAUCCUGAAUUUGAUGGUUAACAAUCCUUCUCUCCGUGUUGCAUAUAUCGAUGAAAUAGAAGAGCAAGAUUCUGGAAAAUCACAAAAAGUUUAUUACUCAGUGCUGGUCAAAGCUUUUGAUAAUCUUGAUCAGGAAAUUUAUCGUAUCAAACUGCCGGGUUCAGCAAAACUAGGUGAAGGAAAGCCUGAAAAUCAGAAUCAUGCUGUAGUAUUUACUAGAGGGGAGGCCAUGCAAGCCAUUGAUAUGAAUCAGGAUAACUAUCUAGAAGAAGCUUUCAAAAUGCGCAACCUUCUUGAAGAAUUUCAUGAGGAUCAUGGGGUGCGACCACCUACAAUUUUAGGUGUCCGUGAGCAUAUUUUUACUGGAAGUGUUUCUUCUUUGGCUUGGUUCAUGUCAAAUCAAGAAACAAGUUUCGUCACCCUUGGUCAAAGAGUUCUUGCUCGGCCCUUGAAGAUACGAUUCCAUUAUGGGCAUCCAGAUGUGUUUGACAGAAUUUUCCACAUAACCCGUGGGGGUGUCAGCAAGGCUUCUCGUGGCAUCAACUUGAGUGAGGAUAUCUUCGCCGGAUUCAAUUCAACUCUACGAAGAGGAAACGUCACCCACCAUGAGUAUAUUCAAGUUGGCAAAGGUCGAGAUGUUGGGCUUAACCAAAUCUCCUUGUUUGAAGCCAAAGUAGCAUGUGGUAAUGGCGAGCAAACACUCAGCAGGGACAUCUAUAGACUAGGCCAUCGUUUUGAUUUCUUCCGUAUGUUGUCGUUUUAUUAUACGACCAUCGGUUUCUACAUAAGCUCAAUGGUCUAUUUCAUGGAUACACAAAUUUGGUAUUCUAUAUACUCAACCAUAUAUGGUGGUUUUGAGGGAGCAGUGGAUCGCCUAGGAGAGGCAAGUAUACGAACUCUGGGGAUGCUGAGGUCACGGUUUCAGUCAUUGCCAGGUGCAUUCAAUGCAUAUCUGGUGCCUUCGGACAAGGCACAGAAAAAAGGAUUUUCUCUGUCGAAGAGAUUUGCUGAGGUUUCAGCCAAUAGGAGAAGUGAAGCUGCCAAAUUCGCCCAGUUGUGGAAUGAAGUGAUAACCAGUUUCCGUGAAGAAGAUCUUAUCAGUGACAGGAAAGGCUGUACAAGCAAGAUAAAUAAUAUCCCUAUAGCUCUGAAUAUGGCAGCACACUUCCGAUCAAAGGAUGCUGACUUAUGGAAACGUAUAUGUGCAGACGAGUACAUGAAAUGUGCUGUUAUUGAGUGCUAUGAAUCCUUCAAACAAGUCCUCAAUAUUUUGGUCGUUGGGGAAAAUGAAAAGAGGAUAAUUGGCAUCAUCAUCAAAGAAAUAGAGAGUCAUGUUUCAAAGAGUACACUUCUUGCAAACUUCAGAAUGGCCUCGUUACCAGCUCUUUGUGAAAAAGUUGUAGUACUUGUGGGAAUCCUGAAAGAUGGUGAUCCUUCCAAGAGAGAUGAUGUGGUGCUGUUGCUUCAAGACAUGUUGGAAUUGGUCACCCGGGAUCUGAUGGUGAACGAGAAUCGUGAAUUAGUAGACCUCGGACAUAGUGGCAAGGAUUCGGGAAGGCAACUUUUUGCUGGUACAGAUCAGAGACCCGCUGUAGUGUUUCCUCCCCCAGCUUCUGCCCAGUGGGAUGAACAGAUAAGACGGUUGCAUCUUCUUUUGACGGUAAAAGAAUCUGCCAUGGAUGUACCAACUAAUCUUGAAGCACGCAGGAGGAUUGCAUUUUUCACGAACUCCUUGUUCAUGGAUAUGCCACGUGCUCCACGAGUUCGCAAAAUGCUUUCAUUUAGUGUUAUGACCCCAUACUAUAGUGAGGAAACUGUCUACUCUAAAUCUGACCUUGAAAUGGAAAAUGAAGAUGGUGUGUCCAUUAUAUACUAUUUGCAAAAAAUCUAUCCAGACGAAUGGACAAACUUCAUGGAGCGAAUUAAUUGUAAGAAAGAGAGUCAAGUUUGGGAAAAUGAAGAAAAUAUCUUGCAGAUCCGCCAUUGGGCCUCCUUAAGGGGCCAAACACUCUGUCGCACAGUCAGAGGAAUGAUGUAUUAUAGAAGAGCUCUGAAACUUCAGGCUUUCCUUGACAUGGCUAAUGAGAGUGAGAUAUUAGCUGGCUAUAAAGCUAUUACAAACCCAUCUGAGGAAGACAAGAAAAGUCAACGAUCUCUCUCUGCUCAGUUGGAGGCAGUAGCUGACAUGAAAUUCACAUAUGUGGCCACUUGCCAGAUUUAUGGAAAUCAGAAGCGAAAAGGAGAUCGCCAUGCAACAAACAUCCUGAAUUUGAUGGUUAACAAUCCUUCUCUCCGUGUUGCAUAUAUCGAUGAAAUAGAAGAGCAAGAUUCUGGAAAAUCACAAAAAGUUUAUUACUCAGUGCUGGUCAAAGCUUUUGAUAAUCUUGAUCAGGAAAUUUAUCGUAUCAAACUGCCGGGUUCAGCAAAACUAGGUGAAGGAAAGCCUGAAAAUCAGAAUCAUGCUGUAGUAUUUACUAGAGGGGAGGCCAUGCAAGCCAUUGAUAUGAAUCAGGAUAACUAUCUAGAAGAAGCUUUCAAAAUGCGCAACCUUCUUGAAGAAUUUCAUGAGGAUCAUGGGGUGCGACCACCUACAAUUUUAGGUGUCCGUGAGCAUAUUUUUACUGGAAGUGUUUCUUCUUUGGCUUGGUUCAUGUCAAAUCAAGAAACAAGUUUCGUCACCCUUGGUCAAAGAGUUCUUGCUCGGCCCUUGAAGAUACGAUUCCAUUAUGGGCAUCCAGAUGUGUUUGACAGAAUUUUCCACAUAACCCGUGGGGGUGUCAGCAAGGCUUCUCGUGGCAUCAACUUGAGUGAGGAUAUCUUCGCCGGAUUCAAUUCAACUCUACGAAGAGGAAACGUCACCCACCAUGAGUAUAUUCAAGUUGGCAAAGGUCGAGAUGUUGGGCUUAACCAAAUCUCCUUGUUUGAAGCCAAAGUAGCAUGUGGUAAUGGCGAGCAAACACUCAGCAGGGACAUCUAUAGACUAGGCCAUCGUUUUGAUUUCUUCCGUAUGUUGUCGUUUUAUUAUACGACCAUCGGUUUCUACAUAAGCUCAAUGGUGGUGGUCCUCACAGUCUACGCCUUCUUAUAUGGGAGACUGUAUUUAGCACUGAGUGGAUUGGAAGGUUCCAUAAUCAAGUUCGCAAAGCACAGAGGAGACACUGCACUGAAAUCAGCAAUGGCUUCGCAGUCCGUGGUCCAGCUAGGCCUCCUCACAGCGCUGCCCAUGGUCAUGGAGAUGGGCCUCGAGAGAGGCUUCCGAACAGCGCUAGGUGAUAUCAUUAUUAUGCAACUACAGCUAGCCUCCGUCUUCUUCACCUUCUCCCUAGGAACACGUACCCACUACUACGGCCGUACUGUCCUCCAUGGUGGCGCCAAGUACCGAGCAACCGGUCGUGGCUUCGUCGUCCGCCAUGAGAAGUUUGCUGAAAACUAUCGUAUGUACUCGAGAUCCCACUUCGUCAAGGCCCUGGAGCUCAUGCUGCUCCUUAUAUGCUACCAGAUAUAUGGUAAAGCCGUGACCGGCCAGGUAGCUUACGUGCUCCUCACGGCUUCCAUGUGGUUCCUGGUUGGGUCGUGGCUUUUCGCUCCUUUCCUGUUCAAUCCUUCAGGAUUCGAGUGGCAGAAGGUCGUUGACGAUUGGGAUGACUGGACUAAGUGGAUAGGCAGCCGGGGAGGGAUUGGUGUGCCUGCGAAUAAGAGCUGGGAGUCGUGGUGGGAAGAGGAACAAGAGCACCUCCAGUACACGGGGAUCUCUGGUCAGAUUUGUGAGGUCAUCCUUGCUUUACGUUUCUUCAUCUAUCAGUACGGCAUCGUUUACCAGCUGAAAGUCACCCAAGCCACGUCUGCUGGACGAGAACAUAGCCUAUCUGUCUAUGGACUGUCAUGGCUGGUCAUUGUCGCUCUUAUGGUAAUCCUGAAGGUUGUGUCGACGGGUAGAAAGAAGUUCAGCGCUGACUUCCAGCUAAUGUUCAGACUUCUCAAGUUCGUGCUCUUCAUUGGUUUCGUGGUCACACUCAUCAUCCUCUUUACUACACUCCAUCUCACAGUAGGAGAUGUGUUUCAGAGCUUGUUGGCCUUCCUCCCUACCGGCUGGGCACUUCUACAGAUAUCGCAAGCGUGCAAGCCGAUAGUGAAGGGGUUGAAGAUGUGGGGAUCGGUGAAGGCAUUGGCGAGAGGGUACGAGUACAUGAUGGCGUUGGUCCUCUUCCUCCCCAUAGCAGUCCUAGCCUGGUUCCCGUUCGUGUCCGAGUUCCAGAACAGGCUUCUGUUCAACCAAGCCUUCAGCAGAGGUCUCCAGAUCCAACGGAUCCUCUCCGGCGGGAAGAAGCACAAGUAAAAACCAACGAUACGUCAGAAUUCAGAUAAGGUCCAUCAUUUUCUUAGCUUUUGCAGCAGCAGCGGUAGUAUGCCAUUUGGUGCGCAUAAAAAAAGAGCGGGUUUGCGCCUUCUAUAUGCUUUGCAACGGUUCAAACCCAUUCUUGUUUUCUAUAAUCCCACUCUGUUUUGUUGGGCUGUCUCUUACCAAAUGGUUUCUGUAUAUUCUGGCUUGGCCAAUAAGAGAAGAAGAGUUUAGCAAUUUGCUUGUUUAUUUUUGGAUGCUGACUGACUAGUGGUUACUAGUUUAAAAUAGCAAUAACUUCCAUGCUGGCUGCCAGUGCCUAUUCCUCGAAAGCGAAGCAUGAAAAAGCCUA